This is a messenger RNA of Triticum turgidum subsp. durum (durum wheat), 1002 nucleotides long. NCBI's taxonomy places the organism in Eukaryota, Viridiplantae, Streptophyta, Magnoliopsida, Poales, Poaceae. The record is from the annotation of a GenBank genome assembly.
AUGAGUAGAAACCGAUUAAAUGGAACCUUUCCUAUUCCAUUGUACUUGGGAAAUAAUAUCUAUACAGUGGAUCUCCAAGAAAAUCAAUUCAGUGGUGUCCUUCCAAAGCUGAUAGGGAAGUCCUUUCCAAAGCUAAAAGUACUGCUAUUAAAAGGCAAUAUGUUUGAAGGGACAGUUCCAAAUGAUAUAUGCAGUUUGAAGUAUCUGCGUCUACUAGAUUUGUCUCAUAAUAGACUAUCGGGUCAGUUACCUUUAUGCAUGAACAUUAUGGGAUCCGAUGACAGUUUAUUUGAUUUCCAACCUGGUUUUGGAACUUUUCCUGUUUUAUUCAAUGUUAUUGGGCUGCCAGAUCAAGAGGAAUUCAUGACCAAGGGCAGGCAGGACAAUUACAGGGGAAACAUACUGAACUACAUGACUGGACUAGAUUUCUCUUCGAACCAGUUGAAAGGAUCCAUUCAUGAAAGUAUAGGUGGCAUGAAGUGGUUAAGGGCAUUGAAUUUCUCGGAAAACAAGUUUGAUGGAUCAAUACCACAGUCCUUAUCUAAUUUAAGUGAUUUGGAGAGCUUGGAUCUCUCACACAACAACUUGGCAGGCCAAAUACCUUCAGAGCUAGUAGCAUUACAGUCCCUUGCGGUGUUCUCAGUGGCAUACAACAACCUGUCCGGUCCUACACCGGGAACAAGGGGGCAGUUUCUCACAUUUGAUCAGAGCAGCUACGAAGGUAAUCCAUAUCUCUGUGGCCCACCAUUGAAAAAGAGUUGCUCUGUGACACCGUCGAUUCCUGAGCUCGAAGAAAAUGGAGAAGAAGAUGAUAAAGUUGGUUAUAUCAUACUGUUUGGUUGUUCGGCGAUGUUCUACAUGGUUGGUUUCUGGACAUCCUUGGGUGUACUUUACUUUAAGACAAGCUGGCGAUGGUCAUGGUUUUCUGUUGUGGAUAGGUUCGGUGAUUAUGUACUAGUUAAGUUUUUUGUAUUCACAAAAAAAAUUCGGAGCACCAAUUGA